AUGGUUGUUCUCGAUAAACGAAGAACAUUAAUUGUUUCAACGGCUGGUAAUUUUUUUGGCAUCUCAUCACAGCUCGAUUCGGAAAUUGUCGAUUCGUCUGUUCUUGAAAAAUUCUUAAAUCAAUCGUCGUGUCGAAUUUUGUGCGCGCAUCCAUCAUUUCAAGGGGAGGAUGAAACAUUUUUGAAUUUAACCAAUGAGCUUCCAAUUGGAAAAAAUACUCUUGUCUUUUUUAAGAUAACCGAGGCUCGAGUGACAGAUGAGAAUUUUCACGACCUCGUGCAACUGACAUCGACAGGAAAAAAUGGUGGCUCAUCAUUAAUUGAGGCCUUACGUCAAGUUUGGGCCCCGACAUUAAAAUCUUCUGGUGUCGAUGCCUCUUCACUGAGAAAAUUAGAGGAGGACAUUUUGGGACCAAGACCCUCGUUAACCAUCGAGGAGGAGGAAUUAUUUUGGCAUCGUCGUUCCAAAGAAAUAAAAAAAACCGACGAAAGAAGACUUCAUCUCGAGGCCGUUAGUUUUUUAAAAAAAAUACGCGUCGAACUGGAGAGUGCCGCUGUUUCCAAAGAAGGUCUCGCUGGACUGGAAGAGGCACUCGAAGUUGUUUCAGGAUUUGCAGACGAUCUAUGGAAACUGUCGGGUCAAAUUUACAACGAGGAACGUAUGAAGUCCCUGUUGGAUAUUAUUGGAAACGAAGUCGUUACUCUAGUCGAAAAUCUAAUAAAUGGGGAAAAAACCUCCGAUAGUCGAGUGAAGGACGAGACAAUUGAAUUGGGAGCUGCAGCUUGUGAAAAAUGGGUCUCAGUUUCUCAGCGAUUGACAACAUUAUUUUGGCCUCAUUAUUCCCUUCAUUCAUGGAAGGGUCCAGUGUUCACGCCAAAAAAAUGCGCAAAACUUCGCGAUCGAUUAAACGAAAUUGCUGAAUUCAGAGCGCAACAUCGUCAAUUAACGAGACUCUUGACACCGAAAGAGAGAAUUGGUCUUGGUACCAAUUCCAUUCUUGAUGGUUUCAGCGAUAUUGAAGGAUUGGCUGAGGAUCAGAAGGAUUUGGAUUGGGAGAGAUUACGACGUAGAUUCGAGGAUGGUUUGGCACCGGCGGAGAAAAAAGUCGCUGAAAAAUUGAAGACGCAAAUUGCGGAUGCAAAAAAUUCAGCUGCAAUGGCUGAGGAAUUUAGAAGAUAUCGGGGAUUGAUUAAGAGAGAGGGAAUUAAGCGGGAACUUCGGAGUGAACGAGAAGCACUUUUAUCGGCAUAUAAUCAUUUAGUUGAGUCAUGCCGAGCUGGUCCAGACACUGAAAAUCUCCUGGACACUCCACUCAUUCUGCAGGAAAUCCAAACGAUCAGAGCUUCGGAAAUAAAAUUAGACAAUCUCCAAAAACUAGGCAAAGAACUCCUUUCGGAUUUACCAGGUUAUGACGAAGCUGCAGACAAGGUUCUUUCUAUCACGAAGGACGCUGCAAAAAAAAGACAGGAGCUCGUUGAUAAUUGGGUUGCGGAGACAACCGAUGCGAUAGCAAGCAAAGAACUCACGUUGGGAACCGAUUCGGCAGUGGUUGAACUCACGGGAACUAGUAUGAUGAGAGUUAAUUACGAUCCACGUUUGACGACAUUCAUCAGAGAAGCCAGAGCACUGGCUGGACAGGGUGUGGAAUUACCGAAGGAAGUGAAAAAUUUGGUGGAACGGGCAGGAUUAUUGGCGAGUAGAGCCAGAGCACUUCAACAAAUCGCCAACUUUCAUAAUACCAUUGGAGAUCGUAUGGUACCAUCCCAACGACCUUUGAUGCUAUCAGCGGCGCUUGAACUCGCUCGAGCUGUACAGGAACAAUCCGGAGUGAUUUGGUCCGAUCCACAUGCCGUUGAUGCCUACACUGCUCGAUUAAACCGACUUGUAAAGCUAUUCGCUCAACAGAACGCCGAACUGGCAGCAAAGCACACUAGACUUAGUGAUCUAGUCUCAAAUUUACUGAAAGGCGACGCGUUGAAUCUGGCCGUCAAUCAAAACACCUGGAAGGAUACUUUAAAAACUAUGAGGACUAUUGUUGACUCCGUGGAGGCUGAAUACGGAAAUACUAAAGCUUGGAAGUUGCACUGGGAUCGACAAUUGUUGAAGGCGCUAAGCAUCGCAUAUAGAGCCGCUCUUCCCACGCUGAUAAAAAAAUUACCGGAGAUAAGAGUCGAAUUAACAUUUCGCUAUGGCUCUUUGCAAUGGAGACCUACACUGGAAGAAAUUCGUGCUAAGAUUUAUUCUGGAAUUCGUAGAUUUCUAGCGAUACCGACAAAUUUUCGAGGUGUUGGCGAUCCAUCGGAUGCGGAAUUUCAUACACUUGUGCAAAGAUGUGCGUAUCUCUAUGGAGGAGUCUAUAAGGAGGCGGAAAUUGUUCUAAGUUCGCUAGAAGUCCUUCGGUGUAAAUGGAUACCUUUGGCAGCGCCCGCCAAGUUUGAUGCCGGCGAACAACUCAAGGGUAAAAGUCCCCAAGAUUGGGAACGAGCUUUUAAAGAAGCGAAACAAUGGGCACAGGAAGUGGGAAAAUUACGAGGAAGCGAUGUUAAGAUAUGGUGCAUUGUCGUCGACACAGCAACUGCUCGAAAUGAUCUUGAAUCGGCUUCAAGAAGAUACUGGGAGAGAAUGUCUUUUGAUUUGCGUGCGGAGGCUUCUUCGAGAUUGGUAGCAAUUGUCGAUUUCUUGUCAUCAUCAUCUAGAGAACUUGAUAAGAGACCGCAUAAUGUUGAGGAAAUUGGAAUGGCCUAUGAGACUUAUUCUAGAAUUCAGAAAGAUUCGGAGGGAACAGCUCGAGAAUUGGAGGAUGUCACUGGUUUGGCUAGAGUUCUCGCUGCAUGGACUCGGGAUAAAUUAGAAGGUCUAAGUGCCGCAAACGCUACUUGGGAAUGCCUAACAGACAAAUUAGAACGUCAUCAAGCAGUGAUGGUUCGUCAGGUGGAGGACGCGAAAGUGAACCUUCGUCACAAGGCGAUAGCAUUACGUGACGAUCGUGAAAGAUGGGAGAACAAAUGGUCCUCAAAACCCGAGGAUAUCACCAUCGACUGGUUGGAGUCCAUGAAGGAAAGAUGGUCUACUUUGAAAAAUCAGAAACAGUCCCUGAUGUCUGAUUGCCAGAGAAUUGGAUUUGCUUUAGAGGAAAUAUUCCAAGACGAAGAUAAUUCCGAGGUCUUUGAAGCGCAACUAGAGGCAGAGGAGAUAAAUUGUAAAUUCCAAUCCGAAUUCAUUGAAGAGUUGAAGAAACAAGAGGAUGAAGAAUGGACAGUAGCUAGAAGACGACUUGCUAGACUCUACGAUUGGUUAGACUCCUGGGAGGCUAGACUUCAGGUUCACUCAAAUACUCGAGAACCUAACGAAGAAAAAGUUUCCCUAGAAUCAGAAAACUUUGUCAAAAAGAGAAUUCGGGAAAUUAGAACCGGAAUUGAGUGGGUACAAUUAUUUCGAGGGGAUGAAUUGGCGGAGGAGCAUUGGGCGGAAUUGAAACCGAUUUUGAAGUUGAAUUUCAAUCAUCCUAGGGAUAUUACUUUAGGUCAUUUAUUAAGGUGUUAUAAGAAUAUUCAGGAGAAUGAGGAUCGUGUCAAGGAGAUAACAAAGAGAGCAACUGCAGAGAGUGGAAUUCGUCAAGCUCUAGUAGAACUGGAGGCCUGGGAGGGUUCAACCUCUCUUCCUCUACAGGAAUCCUUGGAUAGCAAAAAUAGUAAGAUUUUCCUAGUCGGUGAGUAUGGACCCCUUCUAGCAAGAGCAGGUGAACUCAGACUUUUGUUAGAAGGAGCAAAAGGAGCUCCGGGCUAUGAAAGAUUUGCGUCCAGAGCUUCUAGAUGUGAAGCUGCCUUAUUCGAACUGGAGGAAAGAAUAAAAAUUCUAAGUACACUCCAGAGAAAAUGGGUUUAUCUUGAACCGGUCUACGGAGGUGGAGCAGCACCCAACGAUGCCGGAAAGUGGUUGAGAGCCGAUAAAGAAUUUAGAUACGUCAUGAACGAAGUUAUUAAAGAUCCACGAAUUCCAUCCUUGAGAAAACUUCCCCUACCGGCACUGACUAAUCUAAAAGAUCUUCUAGACAGAUGUCAAAGAAGUCUUGACGAAUUCCUCGAGGAGAAGCGUUCAUCCUAUCCUCGGCUCUACUUCCUAAGUGAUGAAGAUCUUUUAGAAUUGGUAUCAGGAACCGGAAAGGGUCUCGAAACGCAGUUACCGAAACUCUACCAAGGGGUUGGGACGAUAGAAAGGGAGAAGAAUAUUAUAAAGAGUGUUAUCUCCCCUGAAGGUGAAGUACUAACUCUCCCCCAAACUAUAGACACCACCGAAUCUUUGCCCCAAUGGUUGACAAAUUUAGAAGAAGGUAUGAGAAACGCCUUAAGAUACAGCCUCACGAAAUGCCUCUCCGAUUCCUCAGCAGAUCCCACCUUAUAUCCAGCCCAAAUUUUACUACUUAGUGGGAGAAUUCUUUUUACUGAAAAGUGCGAAAUUGCUCUAAAUGAAGGUAAGCAUGCGGUGAAAAAGCUUUUGGAGUAUCUAGAGACUCAGAGAGCGAAAUUCAGGGGCCUGGAGGAUUCCGGAGAUAAACUGACAUCACUGAAAGCAAGGGGUCUCUUGCUGGACACUGUUCAUCAUUUGCAGGUGACCAGAAAUCUGCUAACAAUCCUGACAAAUAAGGAAAAUGUUUCUUGGAGUUGGAGUAGACAAUUAAGAAGUUAUCGUGAUGGAAAUGGUGCGAUUAUUAAAUGUGCUGGAGCGGAAUUUCCUUAUUGGUUCGAGUACCAAGGGGCUGCUCUGGGUCUGGUUCGAACACCUUUGACAGAAAGGUGCUUCUUGGCCCUGACCCAGGCGAUGAAGUUAGGUCUAGGUGGAAGUCCUACCGGACCGGCAGGAACAGGAAAGACCGAAAGUGUAAAAGCUCUGGGAGCAUUCUUAGGCCGACUUGUCAUUGUUUUCAACUGUGAUGAAGGAAUGGAUGCUGGAAGUAUGAGGAGAAUUCUCGGAGGACUUGCUCAGUCUGGAGCUUGGGGAUGUUUUGAUGAAUUCAAUCGUCUUGAGGAAGAGACGCUAAGUGCUGUUGCAAUGUUGAUAAGACCUCUACAAGAAGCAGUGAGAGAUGGAAACAGUAAUGUUUCACUAGGCGCUCAUAAUAUACCUCUGGAUCCACAUUGUUGCGUUUUUAUCACUAUGAAUCCUGCCAGUAAUGAUUAUGGGGGUCGGCACAAAUUACCGGACUCCUUAGCACGUCUAUUUAGACCCAUAGGAAUGGCACAUCCAGACAAGACAAACAUAGUCCGAGCACUUUUAGAAUGCGCGGGAUUUCUAGAAGCCUCGAAUUUAGCUAAUCAACUCGUAGAGAUUAUGGACAUUGCAGAGAAAUUGUUAUCCAAACAGCCUCACUAUGAUUGGGGUCUUAGGCAAUUGAGAUCCGUUCUUGACGCUCUGCCCCCUAACACAAACACUGAUAAAACCGAAACUAUGAGACUUUUAAUAGCCAUCAAGUCAUCGACUCUACCAAAGUUGAGUGAUGAGGAUACAAGUAAAUUUUUCGCUCUCCUACAGGACGUUUUUCCGAAAAUCAAUUUGUCCACUAUUGAUUCUUCAGAGAGGACGGAUUUGCAGAAUUGUUUGAUGGAACUUUGUGAAACAAGAGGUUUACAUGAGGAACUUAUUAGUAGAUGUCUUCAGUUAAAUGAUCAACUACAGAAUCGGACCGGUGUUGCGAUUGUCGGACCCCCUGGAAGUGGGAAGACUUUGGUAAGGAAACUAUUAGCUGAAGCUUUCGCAAAGACAGGACAAACGAUUUCACAAGUUGUUGUCUAUCCGGGAGCAGUUGCAAAGUCGAAAUUAUUAGGGAAAGUCGAUUCCCAAACACGGGAAUGGAAAGAAGGUCUGCUAGCAAAUGGAGUGGCGUCUGCGAACGAUGGUCAGACUUGGAUUGUUCUAAACGGAGACGUGGAGCCCGGUUGGGCAGAGGCUCUAAAUUCGGCCCUAGAUGACAAUCGAAUACUCACUCUUCCUAACGGAGUCGGAAUGAGACUUGGUAGUGGUACACGGUUUAUUUUCGAGACACAUAAACUCGAUGCUGCCAGUCCAGCAACAGUUUCACGACUUGGAGUCCUUCAUCUUGGAUUUGCAUCGAUUUCGUCCUUGAUUACUCCGGGUAUUUUGGAAGGUCUGCCAGUAAUUGGAAAGGACAUUGCGAAUACUCACCUAAGUAGUUGCAUAAAACAAGUUUUGAGGUUCAACAAAGAAUACUCAUCAGCGUCAGGCUUGAUCAAUGGUACUUUGCCCCAUUUGAUGAAGGCUCACACCCAGACAUUAGGAACCUUUUCCUUAUUGGCUCCCCUAUGCAGUCAGAUCAAGGAUCCUCAAAAAAGAGACCAGUUGGCUAGAUCCAUAUACCAAUUAACAGACUGCUGGUGUCCUGAUCCUCAGAAACCUUUUUCGGUUCUCUAUAAUCCAGAAACAGAUCGUCUAGAACCCUUGGGUAGUGCCAAUCAGUCUGUUAUGACAGAAACUGGACCCGUUUUCGUAUCGGGAACAAUUCAGAAAGCAGUGGCGAUAAUCCUUCCCUGGAUUGAAAGUUGUAGAUCGGUUAUUAUUCGAGGACCUGAUGGCUGUGGAAAAAGUGCUUUGAUAAGUGUGAUAGCGUCAUCAGUCAAGGAUAAUGAGGGUGAAUCUUUGUCGGUGGUUAGAGGAUCUUCACUAUACGGACCACAGGAUUUAAUUGCAAGAUUGAAGAGGGUUUGUGUUCAGAUGGAAUCGUCAUCGCAGGGUAGAACCUAUCGACCUAGAAAUGGUUCGAGAUUAAUUUUAAUUCUGGAAGAUCUUCAUUUGGCCUCUAAGGAUCUGCAAGAGCUUCUUAGACAAUUAUUGCAGGAGGGUGGAUUCCAUGAGGAUGAUUUAGAGUUCGCGAGUAUUUCUUUAUCGGUCAUUUGUACUGGUGAUUCGAAUACGAGAAUUCAUCCGAGGUUGAAUGCUCUUCUGAUGGCACACUAUCUACCUCGACAGGCAUCGAAGGAUAUGGUUGCGAUAAUAGAACUUCAUAUGAGAAGUGCAUUGAAAAAGGAUGACGUUAUGGUCGAGUCUUGGAUUUCUAGGGUGGCCCCAGCAAUGGUAGAGGCGUUUGGGAGCAUUUUUCCGGAGGAAUUAUCUUCUCGGUGGUCGUACAAGGACUUAGCACUUUGGUCUGAUUCACUUAAGUAUUAUUCUUCCGCUGAGGAUGAAUCGGACUUGACUUGCCACUUGAUUUACUCGGGACGACAGCUCUUUAGACCCAAAUUGAAGCCAAUUAAUAUUGAUAAGUGGGAAAUGAUAAUAACAUCUAGGGUGAGGAAUGAAAAGAGUUUAGAUGACGUUUUUGUUUGGAAAGGAGGAAGUGGUUUGUUGCCCAUGGAGAGGGAGUCUUGGAAGAAUGAAAUUGAGGGUGCUGCUGCAAAGUGUGCGAGAGAAGGGGAUCCCCUACAUGCUGUGAUUUCGUCUCAUCUUUUACAGAUGACUGCCGAGAUUAGCUGGGUCCUAGGAAUAGAACAACGAGGAAUUGUUUUGAUUGGGAGACCUGGUGCUGGUCGCAAGGCAGCUGUGAAGUUAGUUAGCACCCAUUUGUCGAUGAAUGUGGUGUCCUGUGGUCCAGACCGGGGGAGAUCAGCCAUUAAGGCUGCUGUCCAAGGAUCCGCAAUUGAUGGCGAACCGACAAUACUCCUUUUGGAGGAGCAUCAUAUUAGGAAGGAAGGUUUGGCGAUUUUAGCAGGUGCUAUCAUUUCCCAAGGCGAAAUACCAGGUUUGUUGACUCCAGAAGAGUUAGAUGGGCUGGUUGCCCCCUUGGCGGAACUAGCUCGAAGGGAGGACUUCUCAGGAACACUGGAACAGUAUUUUUACCAUCGAUUGCGAACUCUACUAAAAGUGAUGAUUAUUUUGGACGUUCACGAUAUGAAUGCUCCAUGGUUAUCGAGGUCAAGUCUUUUGAAGCAUUGUAUCAUUGUUGGUUGUGGUCCAGGAAGAGAGUGGUGGACUUUGGAGAAGUCGCUAAUUGACUUAGCGGCCCAGCACACAGAGGAAGAUGCCGAAAAUAGCUCUUCAGGUGUAAAAGACUUGGUUCAAGCUCACUUACAAGCUCCUAGACACCAACAAGCUCCGGCUAGAUUCCUAGCUCUUUUGAACGUAUGGGUUCAGCUGCGGGAGAAGUGGACGAAGGAAAUAGAAGAAAAACUUCAGACCCUCGAGGCUGGAAUUAGUAGACUUCGAGAAGCUGGGGAAAGGGUGGCCAAAUUGGAAGAAGAGGCGGAUAAGCAACGUCAAGAGUUGGAGGUAGAGAAAGCGAAAGCUAAUGCUGCUUUAGAGCAGAUUACAGCUACUAUGCGAGGAGCUACUGGCCAACGAGGGGAAAUGACGACUUUGAAAGCGGCCACUGAGCGGGAAAGUGCGGAACUAGCUCGUCGAAAGGCAGAUAUCGAAAGUGAAUUAGGUAACGUUGAACCUCUAGUUGAACAAGCUGCCCAUGCCGUUGCCGGUAUUGGUGCCGAUGCCCUUUCUGAAGUUCGAUCCUUAAGAGCGCCACCAGCGCCUGUUAGAGACGUUCUAGAAGGAGUCCUGAGACUGAUGGGAAUUAGAGAUACCUCUUGGAAUAGCAUGAAGACUUUCCUAGCAAAGCGAGGUGUCAAGGAGGAAAUUAGAUCAUGGGAUGCAAGACGCAGUUCGCCAGCAAGUCUAGAUGCUGUUGAUAAACUCGUUAAAGAACGUCCCGAAAGUUUUGAAGAAAAAACCGCAAAAAGAGCUUCAGUUGCAGCAGCACCUCUAGCUGCUUGGGUCCUCGCAAAUCUUCAGUACGGAAAAAUCUUGCAACAAGUUGCUCCAUUAGAAAAGGAGCAACGGACCCUGUCGCAGAGUCUAGCUGCUGCAGAAGCCCAAUUAGGAAAAUUAGCCGAGGGUCUUAAUACUGUUGAAAGUAAAGUGGCGCAACUUCAGGAGCAAUUAGCCGCCCAUUCUAGAGGGGCUGCCGCUCUACAGUUGAGAUCAGAAGCCACUGAAAGUAGUCUAGCUACUGCUAGGGCUCUGCUUCAGAAAUUGGAUACCGAGCAUCGUGACUGGCAAAAGCAGUUUGAAGGACUAACUACAAGGAAAACGAUUUUGAGCAUAGAGGCUGCGGAUGCUGCCGCGCUUUUAGUUUAUCAAGAUCCGACCAAGGAUGAUCACUGGAGGAAAUCAGUGCUCGAUCUUCUAAUCAACGAAAGAGAGCGUUUACUCUGGAGAGCUCAAGGUCUACCAGUCGAUACUGGAAGUUUAGUUGGAGCCGCCUGUUCUUUAAGGGGACCAUUAGUUCCCCUCUUUAUGGACUCAUCCGGUGUGGCAAUUACCUGGUUACGUUCAAACAUAGGAUCAAGGCUCGAAUUUACAAAAACCGACGAUACCAAAUUCUUGACCACAGUCGAGUUGGCGGUGAGAUUCGGAAAGCCACUUCUAGUAGAGGAUCUUGCCAGUUUCCCAUCAAUUCUACUUCCAUUACUUCGUAAAAGACCUCUUAGACUCGGAGACAGAAUUCUUCCAAUUCAACACGGUUUUCAGUUAUUCCUCGCCACGAGAAGAGAACGUUUAGACGGACUUCCAAGUGAGGCUGAUGCUGUUUUAGUUCGUGUCACCCUGGGGGCUGGUACCAGAAGUCUAGCGGAGAAAUUCAUCGAGAGAGUGAUUUUGAAAGAAACCCCUGAAAUUGAAGUCCAACGAAGGGAGGCUUUAGAGAGGGAGGAGAAAUUAGCUGGGGAAAGGGACGCAGCCAGACUAGAUCUGCUAGUGCAGCUCGGAGCAGCCAGAGGACAGGAUCUUCUACAAGAAUCACAGGGCUCACAAAGUUUACUGUCUUCCCUAGAGGCAACUCAGUCGAAAGCAAAGGAAAUUGCUCACGCCUUAGAGAAAAGUCGACACAGCUUAGAGGACGUAACCCGAAGAAUGAAGGAACACGAAAAACUCGCUAAAUUUUCCGCUAGUUUUUUCAAGUCCGUGAAAUUUUUGAAUUCUCUAAGUCCCUUCUACGUAUUCUCCAAUGAAGUACUAACCGAUAUUUAUCUCGAUGCCGAGAAGGAUCGGAAUUCUCUCAAGGAGGAGAAAGUCGAAAAGGAUAAAUACCUCGAAAAAAGUCUGGUGGCUCUGACCCUACAACACUGUUCGAAGACUGCGUACAGAAAACAUCGACUAGCUUUGGCUCUUCAUCUCGCAUUGACUAUUUCUCCAGUAUCUGAUGCUGAGAAACAUUUGCUUUUGAAUGGAGAAAAUUUGUCUGUUAACAAUUCGUCGGAAUUCAAAACACCUGAUUGGAUACCAGAGGAAAGGAAAGUUGCUGUUAGAGCUCUCACAUCGACAUUGCCUCAGAUGGCGGCAAAAAUGAAAGCCAGUUGGUUUGAAGAUGUGGGACAUAUUUAUGCUGAGAACACGAUCAAUCCUUUUGAGAAGGUGUUAGUCAUUCAGGCAAUUCGUCCCGAUCAUCUUCAUGCGGCUCUUUCCAAAUGGGCAGCAGAUCAACUUGGUGUCAGAAAUUUAGCUCCACCUACAUGGACCCUAAAAACGGUGGCAGAAGAAUCGGGAACGCAUCCUAUUUUACUGUUACUAUCACCCGGGGCGGAUCCGUCACUGGAAUUGAAGUCCCUUGCUGCACAACGAGUUUCACAAGCUGCGGGAUUUAUUGAGGUAUCAUUAGGCCAGGGUCAAGUGAAUCAAGCCGAAGCUGCUCUUCAAGAAGCCUGCAGGAGUGGGAGUUGGAUCCUUUUGAGCAAUCUCCAAUUAGCGCUAAACUGGCUCCCUCGUCUCGAAAGUUUUCUCCGAUCUCCAAUGUGCACCAGUGACAAAAACCAAAGUACUAGAAUUUGGCUGACAACCGAGGAAUGCUCAGGAUUCUAUCCAGGUUUAGCGGGACUUUGUCUAAAAUUAGCGUACGAACCACCGGAAGGUGUCAAGAGGAACGUAAAAAAAUCCCUGCAACAGUUACAACAACGUCAGACCGAAUUGGGUGAUAACAAAAAAAUGGUUUUGUUAUCCUGGUUGCAUGGGAUUUUACAGGAACGAAGGAGAUUCGUGCCUCAGGGUUGGAUCAAGGAGUACGAUUGGAGUGAAGCUGAUCUAGAAGCCGCUUGUCAAUUGGUAGUGAAGGGAAGAUCCUCGAAGGAAUACGAUGAUUGGGAGGAGGGCAGGGGACUUUUGGACGUGGCGGUUUAUGGCGGUCGUCUUCAGGACGAUUAUGACAUGCGGGCCCUAAGGUCAAUAUUACGAAACAUCUGGAACAAAAAAGUGUACCAAGGUCAACAAAAAUUAGGCAACAUUCUCAAUGUUCAGGAAGCAACUCUAGGAGAUCCCGUGCGUGCCAUAGAUCGACUCAGUGAUGUCGAAUCACCGCAGGAUUACUUUGGAUUACCCGCUAACGCUCAUAGGAACUGGGAGAAGUCGGCUUCUAAAAGGACGUUAGCUCUAUUGAAAGAUAUAGCGAUGCGAGCUUCGAGUAAAGAGGACAAGAAGCACAGGAAAAUGGAGACGAAAACAGAGCGAGAUUUAAAGAAUCUGAUUCAUCAAUCCCUAACAGAUGUUAAACCAAUCGAGGACUCGGCUCCAAAUCCCCUAAGCGGUUUUUUCAAGGACGAGAGGAACUUGGCAAUGAAUUUGCUAAGAAUCGUUCAAUUCGAUAUUGAAUCGCUUCAUCUUGAAGGAUCGAAGGUUCUAAAGCGUUGGAGCAAUGAAUGGCCUACCGGACCAUCAGAAGUAGUUCCAUUUGUUAAUGGACUAAUAACCAGACAUCAGGCCCUUUGUUCCCUAAACUCAGGUCUACCGAAAAGAGUAAAUUUAUUCUGGUUCACCCGACCACGAGCAUUUUUAGCCGCUUUGAAACAAUUUACAGCCCGAGAAACUGGACAAUCGCUUGAAAAUCUUCGACUCCGGGCCAAUUGGUCUGAAAGUACAUCACCGGAAAAUUGGAAAACAUCGAUUGUUGUUGAUGGUCUUCUCUUAACAGGUGCAAUCAUAAGAAAAGGUUUUCUGAAGGAAGUUUCCAUGGAUGACGCACCAGUGGUAGCAGCACCAGAAUGUCAGAUUGCGUAUCUACCCGAAGAUGCAAAUUUAGACGAAAUUUCCAGAGAUGAAAAUUUGGAGAAUGAGGGAAUUUUGGAUGUUCCGGUUUAUAUUGAUGCCCAGAGAAGCGUUUUAAUUUGUUCACUACCUGUCGGCUGUCCUAGGGACGAAAGAGACGUUUGGCUACGUCGAGGAAUUGCUUUUCAUUUAACGUCCUUCUAG
Leptopilina heterotoma is the source of this 12237-nucleotide messenger RNA. RefSeq names its product cytoplasmic dynein 2 heavy chain 1 (gene btv). The coding region runs from base 1 to 12237 and encodes 4078 amino acids. Gene Ontology annotation, biological process: microtubule-based movement. The transcript is spliced from 19 exons. The record is from RefSeq and is a predicted model, not a curated record. NCBI's taxonomy places the organism in Eukaryota, Metazoa, Arthropoda, Insecta, Hymenoptera, Figitidae. Gene Ontology annotation, molecular function: minus-end-directed microtubule motor activity; dynein light intermediate chain binding; ATP binding. Gene Ontology annotation, cellular component: dynein complex.